Molecule: messenger RNA, 4980 nt
Organism: Lipotes vexillifer (Yangtze River dolphin)
Lineage: Eukaryota; Metazoa; Chordata; Mammalia; Artiodactyla; Lipotidae
Gene: ZNF496
Product: zinc finger protein 496
Exons: 10
Coding region: 561-2318 (585 amino acids)
Biological process (GO): regulation of transcription by RNA polymerase II
Molecular function (GO): RNA polymerase II cis-regulatory region sequence-specific DNA binding; DNA-binding transcription factor activity, RNA polymerase II-specific
Source: RefSeq, a predicted model, not a curated record
UCGGCCGGGGGGCGGAGGAGCGAACCACUGAGAUGCGGAGACCUCCCCGGUCCUAGAGCGGAGCAGGAAGUGUCCCAGGGGAGGGAGCCGGAGGGCUUCGGCCUUUCCUUUCCUCCGUGUCCGGCGGGCUCCGGAGGCGGUCAGGCCUGCACGGCCCGCCAACUGGGACGCGGCGCGGCGGCGCCUCCAUUUGCUACCAUUUCUUCCCUCCUAAGCGGAGCCGUGGUUUUCUGGAUGAGCAGGAGACGGGGGCUCGGCUAGCCAGGGACGGAGUGGCCUCUGCAGAGAACCCGCCUCAGGAAGCACACCCGGGGGACCGGGCUGGAAGGAUGAGGAGCUGCUGCCGCAGACUUCCGCCGCAGGAGGGAUUUGAGUUAGACGCAGGGAAGGAGUUCCAGGCUGUGAGCUCAUUUUGUAAAGGUCUCAAGGGCAAGGACGGUGACUUUGGCUCUGAAGCCUCAAGAUAGCAGCCUUCUCAGCUCGUCCAUUUCAGGUCCUUUCCAGGAGGACCUGGACACCGAAGGGUCGUCUUCUGCUGCUGACCCCCAUCAAAUCCCAUCAUGCCCACAGCCCUGUGCCCCCGAGUCUUGGCUCCGAAGGAAAGUGAGGAGCCCAGGAAAAUGAGGAGCCCACCGGGAGAGAACCCUAGCCCCCAGGGUGAGCUUCCCAGCCCCGAGUCCUCCCGCCGCCUCUUCCGACGGUUCUGCUACCAGGAGGCGGCGGGCCCUGGGGAGGCCCUGCACCGCCUCUGGGACCUGUGCCGGGGCUGGCUGCGGCCUGAAAGGCACACCAAAGAGCAAAUUCUGGAGCUGCUGGUGCUGGAGCAGUUUCUGGCCAUCCUGCCCCGGGAGAUCCAGGGCUGGGUGCGGGCCCAGGAACCUGAGAGUGGCGAUCAGGCUGUGGCUGCUGUGGAGGCACUGGAACGAGAGCCGGGGAGACCCUGGCAAUGGCUCAAGCACUGUGAAGACCCCGUGGUGAUUGACGAUGGGGACAGCCCUCCAGACCAGGAGCAGGAGCGGCUGCCAGCAGAACCCCAGAGUGACCUUGCAAAGAGCCAGGACGCCCAGCCCAUGGCCCUGGCUCAGGGCCCCGGGCUUCCAAGCAGACUCUCGGGCCAGCUCAGCGGGGACCCAGUCCUGCAAGACACUUCCCUUCUUCAGGAAGCGAGUUUGAGGGACGCACAGCAGGUGACUGCCCUCCAGCUGCCCCCGAACCGGGUUUCUUCUUUCAAGGAUAUGAUCUUCUGCUUCUCAGAAGAGGACUGGUCCCUUCUAGACCCUGCCCAGACUGGCUUCUACGGAGAGUUCAUCAUUGGGGAGGACUGCGGCGUCUCACUGCCUCCAGAUGACCCAGCUGCCCAGCUGGAUCUCUCCCAAGGAGAGGAGAAUGAGCCACUUGUUCCAGAGUUGCAGGACCUCCAGGGGAAGGAUGUGUCCCAGGUCUCCUACUCAGACUUUCCAAGUCUCCAGCCAUUCCAGAUAGAAGAAAGAAGAAAACGGGAUGAGCCGCAGGUGCCAGAGUUCCAAAUCUGCCAGCAGACAGUGCUCCCUCAAAGCACCUGCCCAGCCGGAGGUGAUGCACCAUUUCCCGACAACAGCCUGGAUGAGGAGGUGACCAUCGAGAUUGUUCUUUCCAGCUCUGGGGACGAGGACUCCCAGCUCGGCCCCUACUGCACAGACGAGCUGCAGAGCCCCACGGAGAAGCAGCACAGCCUCCCUCCCUCCCACCGGAGCGGCCCUGAGUCAGGGGGUGAGGUGCAGACCUCCAAAAAGUCCUAUGUGUGCCCGAACUGUGGCAAAAUCUUCCGCUGGAGGGUCAACUUCAUCCGGCACCUGCGGAGUCGCAGGGAGCAGAAGCCACACGAGUGCUCGGUGUGCGGGGAGCUGUUCAGUGACAGCGAGGACCUAGAUGGGCACCUGGAGACCCACGAGGUCCAGAAACCUUUUAGGUGCGGAGCCUGUGGGAAGAGCUUCCGCCUCAACUCCCACCUGCUCUCCCACAGGCGGAUACACUUGCAGCCAGACAGACUCGAGCUACUGAAGAAGAGAGAGCAGGAGGCAUCGGGGACCAUGGGCGGGGAUUCCGACGCCCUACUGGCAAAGGGCAAGGCCAAGCUGCGCUUCCAGUGCUGUGACUGCGGGAAAGUGUUCCAGCGUCCCGACCAGCUGGCCCGGCACCGCAGUAGCACUCACGUGGACAAGUCCCGGCCCUUUCAGUGCCGGUACUGCGUCAAAAGCUUUUCCCAGAACUCUGACCUCCUCCGCCACCAGCGCCUGCACAUGAAGCGCCGGUCCAAGCAGGCGCUGAACUCCUACUGAGUCAAGGGCGCACACGUUGUUGGGUGCAGCUCCAGCCUGGGUAGAGCACAUCCCGCUCAUGCUCGGUUCCAGACUCCUCCCCAGGACAGAGACCACAUCCUCCUGACCUUUACUCUCAGGUAGAAAUGAGAUCAUGGCCAGUUGAGCAUUUGUUCUGUCUCUGCUGUGCCAGAAGCUGGGAGGGCGUGUCACCACCAGCUUUGACUUGCCCAGUGUUUUCGGGUCUAGGAGAACCCUGUCCAGUGCUUCCCAAGCGGUGGAGGGACUGGGGCGCCCCCUACUGCAGUGACCCCUUGUGGGGGUGGGGUCUGUCCCUUACCAACUAACUCUCAGUAUACUCCCAUCCUGUGCUGUCUGAAUUCCCACCCCACCCUGAGGUCUGGAGGUAACUGCUUUCUGCCUGACAGCAAGAAGCUGCAGAUGAGGUGAUGGGUUAGGAGGAAGGUAGGAAGGCGGGGUGGGACCCGUGGGCACAAGGGCAGUCGGGCCAGGCACACCAGACCAUGUCAUGUCAUCAGAAGUCUGAGUCCUGGUCACCAUCUGGUCCACAAGAGCACCUCACAAUUAUGAGAUGGCCCUUUCAGGCUCAGAAACCUUGGUGGGGGGCUUUAUAGCUUCUUGCCAAAUGGAAACCUUUUAUUUGUGAUGGUGGCUGGUUAUUAGGGAUUGUGAGCUCAUUUAAGGGAAAGCCCGCAUUUUAAAUUUUAUGUUGGCACGCACUCCCCAAAGUGUCCUUUCUUUGUACCCUGAAGGUCCUUGGUGUAUGCUUGUGGGUUAGAAGUGAAGUCAUCAUCAUUUGAAAGGCACUUAAGUUUCCUUUCCCAUUGGGUCGUGUCUAGGAAAGGGGAGCUCAGCUCCAGUGAAUGAGAGGUUCUUUGGCUUGGUGAGCUGAGCAGGGGAAACAACAGAACCUUUGGUGAAGUCAUUCUCUACAUAUAUAUUAACUUAGUGUGCCAGCUGUAUUAGUUCCUUAGGGCUGCUGUAACAAAGUACCAAAAACUGGAUGGCUUAGAACAACAGAAAUUCAUCGUCUCAGCUCUGGAGGCCAGAAGUCCAAGAUCAGGGUGUCAGCAGGGUUGGUUUCUUGUAAAGGAAGGAUCUGCUCCAUGCCUCUCCUUUUGCUUCAAUGGUUACUGCCAGUUGUUGAUGUUCUUUGUCUUGUUGAAGCCUCACCCCAUCUCUACCUUCAUCUUUACAUGGUGUUCCUGUGUAUGUGUCUGUCUCCAAAUUUUCCCUUUUUAUAAAGACACUAGUCAUAUUGGAUUAGGGCCUACCCUGCUGUUUCCAGUAUGUUCCCAUCUUAACUAAUUGUAUCUGCGAUGACCCUAUUUCCAAAUAAGGUCACAUUCUGAGGUACUGGGGUUAGGACUUCAACAUGAAUUUGGGGGGGAUGGGGAGACACAGUUUAACCCAUAAAACUAUAUAAUCCUGAGGUUCUGCUGUCAUUGCUGAUUCACAGGUGAGUCAAUACAAACUUGGGUUAACUUACUCUCAGUUCUAUUGGAAGCAGGAUUCAGAUCCAAGCUUCUGCUCCCAGGGUGGAUGUCCUCUGCAUAUAGCCUUUAAAUUUCAUUGCCUGGGGUUCCGGGCUGGGAGUGACCACUGGUAGUGAAACCGCAAGCAAUGAAAACCAUGGUCUUGUUCCUGGCAGACUGGCCAGGUUGGCUCAGCUCAAUGAUGAGAAAGCACAGAGGCUAUAGAGUAUCAGUGACUAAAUCAGAAAGCCAGCCACGAGGCAUGCGUUACGUAUUUGUAUGUCAGGUCCCAUUAGCAGGCAGUAAGGCUGGGCAAAUGAAUUCAAGGCCCUUUGUUCCUUGUGAGCCACUUCAUUGUCACGUUGAGAGACACUGCUGCCACAAACUCAGUGAAAGAGUUACAAGGUUUUAUAGUUAUGAUUACUGUGCCUGUGUAGAUUCAUCUACGUACCCAGGAACAGUAAAUGCAAUAAAAUAAUUUGGUCAUAACCCUGAACAAGAAAUAAACUAUUGAGGCUCUUUGUUUUCUACAUAGUUUGCCUCUUGGAUUGAUCUGCCAGGAAAAGGGAAAAAUACGAAUCUUGAAGGCCAAGGGAGGGGAUAAUUCCAAAUAGAACCCAGAUUCCGUGUACAUUUACCCCACCCACCUGUGCACUCUUGCCCAAGGAUUCCAUUAAGACGGGAGGUUAUGAUCCCAAGAGGAGCACUAUUCUACUUAGUGUAUUUUAUCUGAAAAUCUUAAGUAAGAAAGAAAGGGAAUGUGACAGAAUUGAAACCUUUGGGGACACUGUGCAUCUGUUCAGUACCCACCAAAUAUUGUGAGGGAGUCCCCCAUUCACUUACAAACCUGACCAAGGUACUUAGCUAAUCAGAAGGUUACCUUCCCCCUGGAUUCAGAAACCCUACUGGGUGAUGCAACUCAAAUCCCAGGUUCUUCCCAUGCAGAAGGACCAGUGCGGUUACCUGCUCUGGAGAAAGCUCCUCCAGACGAUAGGAGAACUGACUGACUUCUUCCCUUUUCCCACCCUCCCUGGGUGGCUGGGCAGACAGGGGAGCUAUGUUUCUACCUUGCCGUGGAUGUUCAGAGAGCCCACAUCUGAAGAACAUCUGUCCUCCCUGUUCAUCUGAUCCCUUGGCAUUGUUCCCAUAAAUUCACAGGUGCAUAAUAAAAUUCGACUCACUGAAUU